Molecule: messenger RNA, 2240 nt
Organism: Pseudovirgaria hyperparasitica
Lineage: Eukaryota; Fungi; Ascomycota; Dothideomycetes; Acrospermales; Acrospermaceae
Exons: 1
Coding region: 367-1920 (517 amino acids)
Source: RefSeq, a predicted model, not a curated record
UACUACUACUACUCUAUCUUCGACCCGGUCCGCUGUCCAUUAUCGUCCCCUCGAACUCGUCUCGAGACUUACACACUUCAAUCCCCUAUCAAAGACACUAUCAACGCGCACUCCGAUCAUAACAACAUCGCAUUUCGCAUAGCUAUUGACGUGGUCUGAUUGCUUCAACACACGCCUUCGUGACUAGAAACGCGCUCGCGACGCGACCCCGCGCAUCAUCUCGCGCAUCCAGCUACACCUAUCUGCAAGGCCGAUACUAUCUCUAUCGCAACAACUAUCAAAGUCCCCUUCCGGUCAGUCUAUGCGUACAUUUCGACGUGGCACGGGAGACUACUUGCGAGGCCUAUAAAGGGCGCCGCAGCCAUCAUGGACGCUGAUAGAUUACCGUUUAUGGAUUCUUCUUUGCCGAUGCCUGCAACCGAAGCAUCGCAUCCAAAUCCUCCGCUGGGUCAGCCGGCAUUACUCGUGGAGAGAAGCAUUUCACCUAUUGAGCAUUCUGUUGCUGGUAUAGGGGUCCCGGUAGCACGAUCGGAUCGUUCGAAGUAUGCAUCGCCAGCUCCACCGGCUUCAUCUUCCAUGACACCUCCGCCAUCGACGCAGGUGCCUUCGAGUCGACUUAUGGACCGGACUCCCACUCCGCCCACUCCUCAGUUGACUUCCACCCCUCCAGCUACAGGUCAUUUCAGUCAACCCGGGCCUGUGAGCGAAGCUGCCGCUGUCACUUUUACCAAGGACCAGAUUGCGGACGCCAAUCCCGAUGAGCUCCGGAGCAUGGUGGACGAGCUGGCAGGUGCUUUAAAGGAGGCGCGGAUGACGGCUGCGCAUCACAAACUACAGUACAACAUGUUGUGCCUGGAGAGCGCCGAGUCGCAGAAGCGAAUGGCGGUUGAACUGGUCAUGGCCCAAAAGGAGAACGAGGUGCUUCAACAGGCGGUCGAGGAACAGCAGCGCGAGCGUUUGGUGUCACCAGUGCACCCACCAGAACCAAGCGUCAAUCCCGCUAACGCCAUUCUGAUUAAUGAGCUCAAUCGUAGCGUUCAGGCGCUGCAGCACGAUAAUGCAAUGCUCGAAGAUAUGCUAUCUGAGUCAAGGCGAGUUCUCGAGCACCGCGAUGGCGAGCUAAAGACUGCUUUAGAAGAAAAUGAUCGACUGCGAGGGCGCAUCCGAAAGAACAGGGAGCAUAUGAACAGUCUCCUGGAGAACUCACAGGAUGGAAGCCCCACUAGAAUGCGAUCAAUUCUGGGCACGCCGGUAACCCCUCGAUACAGACCGCAGCCACAUCCUUCGAUGGGUAAUUCACUGAAUCGCCGUGAUCAGCAACCAUUCGAGGCUCUACUCCUGGCUGACAAAGUCCUUAGCCAAGAGACUGCGACAGCUCCGUCGACCCCCACGAAGGCUGGAAACCGGAAUCGUUUUUCCCAUACUCGAGGAACACAUUCCAUGUCGUCACUUCCGUCUACACCUCAACGGUCACGAAAUCAACCAAUGAAUGCUGCUCUUCUGAAGACACCGCCAAACCAUGCUUCCAAUAGUCGCGUUCCAAUGUCAGCACCGUCAAAUCAACCUUACGGUGCCCAACAAAGGGUACGUCGUGAUAGCAGCGCCUCUACCAUCACUGCAUCCAGUGCGGAAAAUGCGUAUUCGGAUGAUGAGGUACCGGAAUCUCAAGCAAGUCGAGAGGCGAGCAGUCUUCUGCGCAAAACACCUCACAACUCAUUUGAGUCUCUGCAGAACAUUGGAGAGCCACAUCAACGUAGGAUAUUCGGACAAGUUACAAAGCCGGGCGUACCAAGAUCAGCCGAACAAGAGAAACGCAGACUAAGCGGUAGAGAUCCAAUCAUGACGUCCCCUUCCAAAAAGAGUAAAUUCAGCGACAGAGCUGGGCUCGGUAUCGGGGGUAUCGCGAACCCCCGAGGUUGAUGACUUCGUCGACUAUGCUAUUUGCUGUAGCAUCUGUGGUGGAUUUGGUGCCUUGGGUUACUAGGAGUUACAGAGGGAUGAAGUUACGGCAGUGUUGGAACGGAGUUUUUGAAUGCAAGACGGAUGUCUGACAUAAGAUACCUUUGGAAGAUAAUGUUUCAAAAUGAUCUAUGUCUGUGGAUGUCCUCGUCUGGCUUUUAUGUUGGAAAUACCUCUACUCAUUAUGACGAGCUUGUACAGUAUCUAGUAGUCGCGGUCUGUUGUUUACAAGGCCCUCCCAACAUUGAACGAGCUUGAAAGCAGUAUAUGAAUAAUGUGUC